Molecule: messenger RNA, 5033 nt
Organism: Lucilia sericata (common green bottle fly)
Lineage: Eukaryota; Metazoa; Arthropoda; Insecta; Diptera; Calliphoridae
Gene: Calx
Product: sodium/calcium exchanger 3
Exons: 7
Coding region: 2772-5018 (748 amino acids)
Biological process (GO): sodium ion transmembrane transport; calcium ion import across plasma membrane; cell communication
Cellular component (GO): axon; postsynapse; sarcolemma
Molecular function (GO): calcium:sodium antiporter activity
Source: RefSeq, a predicted model, not a curated record
UGUCGGGCUGUUGGACUACAAGUUUGUGUUUUCAGUGAUAAUUGCAGGAAUUUUGAAAAGAAAAAAGUUUUGAUUUAAAAAAAUGUGUUUAUAAUUGAAAACAAAAAAAAAAAUAUAUUAAACAAAUUUACUAAUCAAUUACAAAUUACUUUUAAGUCUUUAAAAAACUAAAAAUAUUAUUAAAAUCUAAAAAGUGUUGAAUAGAAAAUGUUCGAAAUACGUAAAUGAAACAAGAAGAAAAUUCGAAAUAAAUUUGAAAUUAUAACAGAGUAAAAGAAAAACCUUCGAUUGCCUGCCUGCUGCUGCCUACAGCCGACAAAAACAUACAAAAUAAAUACAUAUUUUUUUUAAUUUUUUUUUCAAUCAAUAUCAAAACCGUUUGUUUCGUGGUUCUUCUCUAUGUUUGCUUUAGUUGUCGAAUGUAGCGCGCCGUAAACGCACGGACCGAAAAAUAAAUUUUCCGAUUUUUAUUAAAAUAUAUACAUACAGAUAUUUUUGUUGGUUUUGUGUGCCAGCAACAAGAAAUCUCUCCAAAUAAGUUUAAAAAACAAACCCCCCUCCCCAACCACAAAUCAAAACAUUUCUAACGUCAGACCAACCAUGUGCGAUCAAUAAUGAUCUCUGGUGUUGGUGUCGGCGGUGUGUUCGCAUUUUCGGUUUCUGUUGUUUUGUUUUACACGGUGCUUCUACUCAGCUGCUUUAGCUAAACUAUUUUUAACAAAAAUAUAAAAAAAUAAAAAAGGAAAAUGUAUAUUAAAAAUUUGAAAAUUUGUGAAAAAAAUUUCAAAACUAGUGCAUUAUAGUGAAAAAAUUAUUUAAAUAAAAAUAAAUCAGCUAGAAAAAUAUAUAAAAAUUUUAACAAAAAUUAAGUAAAAAUUUUAACAAAUAUUAUACUUAAAAGCAAAAUAUUAAAAUUAAAAUAAAACUAAAAUAUUUGAAGUGUUCUUUUACCUCUUCCCCUAAAAUAUAUUUUUAAAUAAAUAAAAAUAAUUUACAAAGCAAAUAUCUCAAAAAAAAAAAAAAAAAACCUAUUGAAGAGUUUAUAAAUAGAAAAAAGCGUGUAAAAAAAUAAUGCUAUUUGUGUGUAAAACAACAAAGACAAACAGCAGAAUUAUCAUUAUUACAAUUUUUCCCUUUUUCUCUGUGCACUGCUAAAAUUACAUUCAUAUAGCUAAAUAACAACAACAAGAAAGUGAAAAAAUAAUAGUAAACUUAUAUUUACAUACAUAUUUAUGUACAUAUGUAUGUAAUACGUGUGUGAUUAUACAAAAAAAGUAUUUAUUUACUGUUAUUCCCGCGAAUAUCAAUAAAAAAAUAAAUAUUGUCUCAAUUACAUUGUUUGUGUCUCUUCAUUGAGAGUCAAUUGUUUUGUUACAACAGUACUUGUAAUAACAAUAAUAAUAAUAGCAACAACAACAAUAUAAUAAAGAGCUCUACUAAAGUUUUUAGUUUGUGUUGUUGUUUUUGUCGGCAUAUUUAAAUCAAGACAAACACCAAAUAAAUAAAGCCUCAACCAAACAUGGCCUGAAAAAAAGUUUGAACUGAACGAAAAUAAAACGUGAAGCAAACCAACUGUUUAACAACGCACCCGAAAUAACGCUACACAACUAUCGAAAGAAUUAAAAGAUAAACAAAAACUUAAACAUUUCAAAUUGGCAAUUAACUUUUGGACAAGUGCAACUAAACAAAUUAACAAAAGAAAAAAUAUAAGAAAUAAAUUGAAGCCAAAUACUAAUCAACGAAGACAAAAUUCAGCCAAAUAAAAUUCAAAGCAAAGCUUUUAAUUUAAUAAACAAAAACAGAUCAAAUGUAGUAGUGAUGAGUAUAAUGCUUAAUAGUUUAUAGCGCACGCAUCAAUAUCCCCAAAAAUCAAAUUAAAAAAAAUAUCACUAAAAAAGAGUAAUUAACAAAAAAUUAAAAAAGCACUUUUACUCUCAAAUAAAAAACACACAAAAAGCACACACACUGUUUAGCUCGCCCGCUCUCUUCCACUCAUUAAGCAAUUUAGCUGCAAGCACCCAUAUUUUGCUGUGAGAUAUUUAGAAAAAAAAAUAAAAGCAUCAAAGCUUUCUUCCAUUUUAAUCCUUUACAAAAGAAACAAACAAAAAACUAUAUACAACAACAACAUAUGAGAGAAUUAAUUAUAAAAAGAAUACAACUACAAAAACACCACCACAACAAUACACAAUAGAGAUUAUUAUAAUUGAUCACUUGCCACACACGCUCGCUCUCUCUCUCGCUGACGUGACGAAAUCACUUCAUUAUUGAACCAGAGAUACUGCAUAGAAAUUACAGAAACAAACGUGUUCAAACUAAACGAACGAAUCCUUAAUCAAGCGAUCUUGCCCAUCCAGCCAGCCUGAUCCAACCUACUGUUUCCCCCACAAAAAGGCCAACAAGUCAUAAAGCUUAUCAAAUCAAACGAAAGCUUCUUCUAACCGUCCAUAUUAAUUUUUAUUAAUGAAACGCUUAUCUCCAAAAUCAAAAAUAUUUCAAAUUUCUAGAGAUCUAUACUAAACAUAAAUACAAUUACCGCUACCACUUUAGGUGUGAUUUGAAAACCAACAUUGUGGUCAAUUUUGUGUUUGAAAACCCAUCAAGAAAAUUACAAAAUUUGGCCAACAAUUGAGUUUGUGUAAGGAAAACACCCCAAGAGACUAUACAAGUAAUAGGUGUUUUCCCUUCCAAACUCCUCCACCAGCAACAACAAGAAAAACCAUAAUUAUUUAAACAAUAACAAUCAGUACAAAAACAAAUUUAUCAAAUUAAACAUGGGUUUAAUACGAAAACGGUUUUCACACCUGCAUAUAAUCGUAGCACUAUGUGUGCUCUUGGCGUCUUGCACAAUAACGCUCACACUAGCUGCCGAUGAUACUAAUGACAAUGAUCCAUCUGAUGAUAAUCAGACUCUUCUACAAAAAGUCACAACACUGCGAGCAGUUAUCGAAGGUGAUGCGGACGAUGACGACAACGAUGUAAAUGGUGAUGACGAUGAUGAUGACGAUUCAAUAUCACUGUCCUCGUCCAAGUCGCCAGCCAACAGCUCAUUAGCGCUGCCGCAGACGUCAUCUAGUGAUGUGCAGUGCAGUGAAGGUCUUGUUGUUCCGAUGUGGAUGCCUCAGACCAAUCUUAGUACUGGAGAUCGGGUUGCACGAGGCUUGGUUUACUUUUUCAUCAUGAUCUACCUGUUUAUCGGCGUUUCAAUUGUAUCCGAUCGCUUUAUGGCAGCAAUUGAAGUGAUCACGUCCAAGGAAAAGGAGGUGGUGAUAAAGAAGAAGAAUGGCGAGAAACAAAUUGUGGUGGUUCGUGUCUGGAACGAGACAGUGGCUAACUUGACGCUGAUGGCAUUGGGUUCCAGUGCCCCCGAAAUUCUACUGUCUGUGAUUGAAAUGUUUGCCAAGAACUUUGAAGCGGGCGAUUUGGGCCCUGGUACCAUUGUGGGUUCGGCGGCCUAUAACUUAUUUGUGAUCAUAGCGCUGUGUGUGUUUGUAGUGCCCGAUGGCGAGGUACGCAAGAUCAAACAUUUACGGGUGUUCUUUGUCACUGCUUCGUGGUCGGUGUUUGCCUAUAUAUGGCUGUAUCUGAUUUUGGCCCAAAUCUCUCCCGGCCGUGUCGAGGUCUGGGAGGGUCUGCUGACGUUUAUGUUCUUCCCUGCCACUGUGCUGACCGCCUACAUAGCCGACCGUCGUCUCUUGAUCUACAAAUACCUAGAUAAAAAUUAUCGCAUGAAUAAGCGUGGCGUUAUUGUGAGCGCUGAGGGCGACGCAGCGCUCGAAAUGAAUCAACAGGACGAAAUCAAACAGCUGGAGGAGACUGAAGAGAUGAAGGACUUUGAGGAAGCCCGGCGUGAAUACAUUUCAUUGUUAAAGGACUUGCGCAAGAAAUAUCCACAAAGUGAUCUGGAGCAAUUAGAAAUGAUGGCUCAGGAGCAAAUGAUUAACCGUGGUCCCAAGUCCAGAGCCUUCUAUCGCAUCCAAGCUACACGUAAAAUGAUGGGUAGUGGCAACAUAAUGCGCAAGAUUCAAGAGCGUGCUCAAAGUGAUCUCAGCGAGGUCAAGGCUCAACUGCAGCGGGUGGACGUCAAUGUCGACGAAGAGGAGGCCGCCCUUAGGGUGUUCUUCGAGCCCGGCCAUUACACGGUAAUGGAAAGCUGCGGUGAAUUCGAAUUACGUGUAGUACGACGUGGCGAUCUAUCUGGCUAUACCACGGUCGAAUUUCAAACCGAAGAUGGUAGUGCCGAAGCCGGCAGUGAUUAUGUGGGUAAAAAAGGUGUUCUCACCUUCCCACCCGGUGUCGAUGAACAACGUUUCAAGAUCGAAGUCAUCGACGACGAUGUGUUCGAGCAGGAUGAACAUUUCUAUGUUCGUCUUAGCAAUCCUUCGGAGCCGGCUAUAUUGUCCGUUCCCAAAGUGGCCACAGUUAUGAUUUUGGAUGAUGAUCAUGCUGGUAUUUUCGCUAUUUGCCAAAAAGAUCACGAAUUGGUUGAAUCGGCUGGUUCGUAUGAACUGAAAGUGCAACGUUAUUCGGGUGCGCGUGGCAAAGUUAUCAUCCCCUAUUGGACGGAGGAUGGUACGGCCAAGGGUGGCAAAGACUAUGAACCGCAACAAGGAGAAUUGGUGUUUGAAAAUAAUGAAACUGAAAAAAUUAUACAACUGGGUAUAAUUGAGGAAGGCAGUUAUGAAAAAGAUGUACUCUUCUAUGUCAACAUUGGUGAACCCAUUAUGGCUCCAGUAUCUACCAUGAAUUUCACAAAAGAAAGCAACUGCAGAAACUUCAUCAUAUAUACAAAACAAACAUAUGAAUUCCUUUCCUUCCUAAACUUUCUGACUCUCAUGAACACCAACAACGGACUUAUCCAGGAGGCUGAAAAUAAAGCACCCGAGGAAUUAACGGAAGAAGACAAAAUGGCUCUACUGGGACGUCCCAAAAAUGGUGAUAUUGUACGCGCACAAUUGCGUAUUAAAGAAAGUAAAGAAUUUAAGGUGAGUGUUUUUAACAUUAUUUUGUUUUUAAAGUGAACAUAUUUUUUUAAU